Mercenaria mercenaria is the source of this 1658-nucleotide messenger RNA. RefSeq names its product chromatin target of PRMT1 protein-like. The coding region runs from base 129 to 923 and encodes 264 amino acids. The transcript is spliced from 8 exons. Lineage: Eukaryota; Metazoa; Mollusca; Bivalvia; Venerida; Veneridae. The record is from RefSeq and is a predicted model, not a curated record.
ACAAUCAUUAACAUUCCGGAUUCCAGACAGAAUUUAGCCGAAAUAUAAGUGUCAUUUCCGGUUACAAACUUCCUGUGAAAGAACUUCUAAAGAAACUCUGUAAAUCUGUAAACAUCGGUUGAACAAAAAUGACAGCUGUUCCAGCGAAGAUAGUGCUGAAAAGCACUACAAAAGUCACACUGAGUGAUAGAUUCACUCAGAUACAGAAGAUGAGGCCACCACCGCCCACAGCUCAGGAGGUUCGAGCCACUAUGCAAGCCAAUCAACAGUCCACUCAGCAGAACAGGAGACUGGCUCAACAGAUGGCAAACAGACCAGCUGUGCAGGCAGCCUUGGGCAUGCCUCCACGUCAGAAAAAGCAACAGAAUUUUCAGCAGAAAUCCUUGAAGCAGAGACUGGGUCCAUCCAAUGUAAAAGCACGACUGUCGCUAGGAAACAGUUCAAUGAGGGGUAGAUCUCGAGGAGGACGUAGAGGUGGAUUUAGAGGUGGACGUGGACAACAAAUGAACGGCUCAAUUAGAGGAGAAGGUCGUGGAGGUAUGAGAGGUCGUGGUGGAUUUGGUAACCGAGGCAGAGGUGGAUUCUCACCUAGAUGGCAAGAUGACGAUCGUCGUCCACGAGGACGUGGGGGUUUCGGUCGUCCAGGAGACGGACAAUUAUCAAGGGGAACAAUGUAUUUUCGUGGUGGUAGAGGUGGACGCGGAAAUCGAGGAGGUGGAGCUGACGGCGGCUUUGGGCGGGGACGAGGUGGAAUGAGAGGGCGUGGACGAGGUGGAUUUAGAGGGCGUGGACGAGGAAGGGGAGGGAACAGGCAAGGGUUCUCAAAGGAACAGUUGGAUAACCAGUUGGAAGAAUAUAUGUCCAAAACAAAGUCCCAUCUAGAUACAGAACUUGAUGCAUAUAUGGCAGAAGCUGAUCAAUAAAACACUUGAAAACUUUUUAUGGCAUCUGUUAACUUUAAUUGCAUCGAAUAUUUGUGAUAAAUAGAUUUCAAAUAGACUGGAUAUGGACACUUCAAGAAAAGAAGAGUCCUGCAACUGACGAAUUUGUCUGAAAAUAAGUGUUUAUCUGAAUGAAGUAUUUACUAAAUUUAGCUCUAUGAGAUGAAAGACUGGUUUGUUUGAAAAGUAAACGUGUCAGGAGUGUUUUAUAGACUUGAGACUGGGUUUAUGUAAUAGAUAUACUAAGGACUGAAAUUACCUGAACAGUAACUACUGCCAAUAUUAAUCCUGUAUGAGACACAAGCUUUAAACUGUGUGUCUGAGAAAACAUUGUCAUUGUAUAUACCAUUGUAAAUUAUCAUUUUGUAUGUAAAGAGAAUUCACAGUACUUUUAUAGAAUAGUGUGUAAAAAGUGGUUGUUUUAUUUAUUUUAACCUUUAUGUAUUCUGAGAUCUGUGUGCAUGUCUUGAGAAUUAUACCUUUUUUCCACUAGAGUGGUAUUACUGUAGUUGAUUUAAAAAUGUUCCUAAACAUGGUGUGAAAAUUGUGAGAAUUCCUGAUAAUGGUGAUAUGUUUUAUAGACGUGGAUAAAGAGGAGAAAGUCUGGGAAUAAUUUUCACUGCUUUAUAUUUGUAAACUUUAUUGUAUUUUAUAUUGAUACCAUUGAAAAUUACUAGAACAAAACAUCAAUUAAAAUAGCAAAAAAAAAAACUGCAA